UGGCUGCGCCGGCUGCAGGUGCCCAAGAGGUGGUUUACUCACUUUUAUGUGGUUUCUGUGCUCUGGAAUGGCUUUCUGCUGAUCUGGCUUUUUCGAGCCGAGUUCCUCGGAGGGUCACUCCCAUCAUGGAUUCAGCACAUGCACCAUGCUCCUGGCAGAGAUUCUCAGAGUGAAGACACCGAUAGUGAGCACUUCUCUGCGCUCCUGGUUCUCCUGCUGCUUUGGCUGCAUAGCUGUCGAAGACUUGCAGAAUGCCUCUGGACCAGUGUGUUUUCCAAUGGCGUCAUUCAUAUUGUGCAGUAUUGCUUUGGACUUGGUUACUAUAUUGCGGUUGGCUCAACUGUGCUAUGUCAAGUGCCUACUGAUGUCAGGAAUGGAAAAGAGCUUUCUGUGCAGAUCUGCUGGUAUCACAUUGUAGGAGUUACAAUGUACAUUUGGGCCUCUCUUCACCAACACAGAUGUCUUGUGAUUCUAGCUAACCUUAGAAAAAGUAAAUCAGGAAAGGUCGUAAGUCUGAGCCACAGUAUACCUUUCGGAGACUGGUUUGAAACAGUUUCUUGCCCUCAUUAUUUUGCAGAGCUCCUCAUAUAUGUGUCUAUGGCCGUCACACUUGGAUUUCACAAUGUGAUAUGGUGGUGUGUAGUGAUGUGUGUUCUUUUUAACCAGGCACUGGCUGCUGUUUUGAGUCAUGAGUUCUAUCAGAAAAACUUCAGCUCCUACCCAAAGCAUCGAAAAGCAUUUAUACCAUUUGUUUUUUAAACUCUUUCUUUUAAAGCAUCUUUAGUAUACACUGGGAAAUAUUUUCUAGAAGGGAAUUAGAGAUAUACAGUUUAUUAAAGCUGAGGUAAAAUCACACAUUUUAUCUAAUUCUAGCUUAAAAGCUCUUAACUUUAAUGAUAAUCUCAUCCACAUUACCAGUUCAUGUGGGGCAGUGCAUGGUCUCUGCAUAUCGUAUAAGCUAAAAAAAGAUUUACUGAAGACCUUAAUUCAAACUGAAGAGAUGCUAAUUGGCUCUUUUCUGGUUUAUAAGUAUAUCUUAAGCGUAAAACGUUUGCUGUUGUGCAGCAAGCCCAAAUAGAAAUUUGUGAAAACUGUAGUGAAAUGAGGGUGCAGGGAAUCAUUUGAACUACUGUACUUCAUGCCUUGUCUAAUAUUUAAGCAUAUUUUUUCCUAGUCUCUUUUCUUUGAAUCACUUCAUAGGGAGGCAAACCUGUAUUGUCUUUCUGUGCUUCCCUGUUGGUAAUUAAAACCAGCCACUGCUUUAUAACUGCAAGCACAAAAACCGGUGGAGAAAGCUGCAGUGGAGGAAUGACUCAUGCUCAGCAGUGGAGAUAAACAGACCCAUUCUCUGCAUUAUCUCUGCUGCACCAAACUGUUUUCAUUCAUUGAUGAAAACUCCUUGUUUAUCCCUGAACUGGGGAAAUCGUGGAAGGUUCUCUGUCUAGAGAGACAGUAGAAGAGAAUUUGCAGAAAAUCAAUGGUUUUGGUUAUGGUUCAGUCACCCUUGCAGCGCCUUAUUGGAAUCCCAUGUGGGUUAGAGAGGGCAGUUAUAGAGGAUGACUGUAACCACAACUACACUUUUUUUAAACCCUGUGAGAGCAGAUGUAAUGAACUGCCAAGGCAGAGAACAGACAGCAACCAGUACCUGACAAGCAUUGCAAAGAAAUUCUUUACUGGGGCAAUGAUGUCACUCAGCACAGGGAUUUUUUGCACUUAACCAUUGAGUAUUUUGAUCCUUUUCAUGAUUGUGGAGUGAAUGAUCAGUUUGUGUGACGUAGCGUACGGAUGCCGGUGUUCCGGUGUGUUUUCUUACAUGUGUAUAUGAGAAUAUUAUUUUUAUAUACUGAAGUAGAUCUUAUGAAUGAUCUAAUUAAAAGAGUUUAUUACA
Messenger RNA from Athene cunicularia (burrowing owl), 1888 nucleotides. RefSeq names its product steroid 5 alpha-reductase 3 (gene SRD5A3). The annotation marks the transcript as partial. Gene Ontology annotation, biological process: polyprenol catabolic process; dolichol-linked oligosaccharide biosynthetic process. Gene Ontology annotation, cellular component: endoplasmic reticulum. Gene Ontology annotation, molecular function: 3-oxo-5-alpha-steroid 4-dehydrogenase activity. Lineage: Eukaryota; Metazoa; Chordata; Aves; Strigiformes; Strigidae. The transcript is spliced from 5 exons. The record is from RefSeq and is a predicted model, not a curated record.